GUGUAGAAACCUCCUCGUCAGACCUGUGACUUCAGCACGACGAAAGCUGGAUCGGCGGGCGCAAAAAAAACUGCUGUGCUCUGCUUCCAUCACUUUCUCGCUCUUUAAAGCCUGAAGGAUCUCCAGCGGAGCUCUCACACACACAAACACUCACACACGAGGAGAACCCGCGAUGCUCCGUUCACUUCAACUCCUCGCGCCAAUGCAACUUCUGAACGCGCUCCACACACACACAUGACAGACAGCCUGUCAUGCUCGGACGCCUUCUGCAUUCACAAAAACAGUGUAUUCUUUGCGUGUGGAGAAGGACAGAAAUGCGCCGGGUGUCAGUGAAGAUCUUGGUUAAUCGAUUACUUGUCGAAUCAAUGAAUUAAGCAUACAGAAAAACUCAGAAGACGCGUAAUAAUAAUAAGCUCCAUGGCUUAUUUGUGUGCUGUCUGGAGCAUUCGUCUUUGACAAGCGAUUGGGAAAGAGCAGAAAACAAGUGGAAGGACUUUUCUUGUUUGUUUGGAGAGGAGCUGGUGUGGUGCGUCCGUGCGCGCAUUUUCAUUCUCCGGGACUUCCAUCCCCUGCGUUUUCGGAUAAAAUGAAAGUUUGGACUUUUCUCCAGUGUCUCGCCAUCCUGCUCGUCCUCCUGUGCGUGGGAUCGGAGUGCGGGACGGUCCUGAGAAACAGCCGAUCCAAACGCGAGCUGGUGAAGAUCAGAGAAGCCAAGCUGGUUUUCCCGGGGGCUUGUGGCACCAGGCUGCCCCGGGGCAAGCGCUCCCUGCCGGGGAUGGACCGCCGGAUCCCUCGCCAGCGCCGGCGCUCUUCUCCAACCGAGGAUGCGAGCUCUUCCCGGGGGAAAGCCGUGUAUUUUACGGGCAGGGGAGACCAGCUGAGACUCAAGCCUGGAGUGGAGAUACCAAAGGGCAAUUUCACCCUCCAGAUGUGGGUCAAGGCUGAGGGUGGCCAGCGGUCUCCUACUGUUAUAGCUGGUCUCUUCGACAAAUGCUUCUACGCCUCUAGUGAUCGUGGAUGGCUGUUGGGAAUUAAAUCCGUGAGUGAACAGGGAAACCGUGACCCACGUUUCUUCUUCUCGCUGAAAACGGAUCGAGCUCAUAAAGUUGCCUCCAUUCACUCCAAUGCCCGAUAUCUGCCCAAUCAUUGGGUUCACGUGGCCAUCACCUACAACGGCCUCUUCAUGAAGUUAUACAUCAACGGCGCUCAGACAGCCGUCAGCAGGGAGCAGUCAGGUGAUGUCUUCAGCCCGCUCACUAAAAAGUGUAAGGUGCUGAUGGUGGGUGGAAAUGCCUUGAAUCACAACUACCGAGGCUCCGUGGAACGUCUGGGCUUGUGGCGACAGGCUUUGUCCCAAAGGCAGAUCAUGAGGGACAUGCACGGACGUGAGGACCCAGAGGACCUGCUGGACUUGGUGAUCCGGGAAAGCUUCGAACAUCCAGCACGCAAAUGGCUUGCAGUAAAGGACGGAAGUUUCCCAAUUCCUGAUGAUGGUCCCCGUGCUGGACUAGGCUCUUUAGACAUCACUCUGGAGCCUCCAGCUUGUGGACAAACAGUGUGCGAUAAUACUGAAGUGGCGCGCAACUAUAAUCACUUCUGGAGCUUUCGCCAACCCAAAACCGUUCGAUAUCGCGUCGUGAACGUGUUUGACGACUUUCAGCGUAAACCUACAGUAACCGAUCAACAGAUUCACCUGCAGCAUCAGCAUCUGAACGAAGCCUUUAGCAUGUACAACAUCAGCUGGGAGCUGACCGUACACAACGUCAGCAAUUCCUCAUUGUACAACCGACUGGUCCUCGCCAACUGUGAUAUAAGCAAGGUUGGCGAUGACGAUUGCGAUCCUGAGUGCAAUCACACGCUUACCGGAUUUGAUGCGGGAUUCUGCAAACCCAGGCCUGAAAAACACAGGACUGAAUGUCCUGAGCGGAAACAAGGAAACGGUGUCUGCGAUCCGGAGUGCAACUGUGAGAACUACAAUUACGAUAACGGUGAUUGCUGCAACUCCAGCGUCACCGAUGUGACCAAAACCUGCUUCAAUCCCACUUCUCACUUAAGGGCCUAUCUGGAUGUGAAGGAGCUAAAAGAGAUCCUCAAGCUGGACGGUUCCACACACCUCAAUAUCUUCUUCGCCAAUUCCUCCGAUGAAGAUCUGGCUGGAGUCGCCACCUGGCCGUGGGAUAAGGACGCGCUGGCACAUCUCGGUGGUAUAGUUCUGAAUCCAUCUUUCUAUGGGACGUUUGGCCACACGCACACCAUGAUCCAUGAGAUCGGCCACAGUCUGGGACUGUACCACGUGUUCAGGGGGAUCUCAGAGAUCGAGUCCUGCAACGAUGCAUGUUUAGAGACUGAGCCCUCGCUGGAAACUGGAGAUCUGUGUGCCGAUACCAACCCAACACCCAAAUACAAGCUCUGCAAGGACCCUGAGCCUGUCAAUGAAACAUGUGGGAACCGCAACUUUGUUCACACGCCCUUUAAUAAUUACAUGAGUUAUGCAGAGGACGACUGCACGGACUCCUUCACGCUUAAUCAGGUGGCUCGAAUGCAUUGCUAUUUGGAUCUUAUUUACCAAACCUGGCAACCCAACUAUCGUCCCCCUCCUGUCCCGAUGGCACCCCAAGUGGUGGAACAAGAUCACAGCUCCAUUUCAAUUGAGUGGUUUCCUCCCAUCUCAGGCCACUUCUAUGACAGAGAAGUGGGAUCAGUAUGUGAUAAAUGUGCCGAGGGUCGUAUUCUCCUUCAAUAUGCGUCCAACUCUUCAUCCCCGCGGCCCUGCUCCCCAUCCGGACACUGGAGUCCGAGAGAAGCAGAGGGACCCCCAGAUGUGGAGCAGGUAUGCGAGCCAAGCGUCCACACUUGGAGUCCUCAUAAUGGGAUGGAUCUGGGUUUGGUUCCUCCACCAUGCCCUCUGCAAGGCUGCAUGCUUCAGCUGGAGUUUGCAUAUCCGGUGGUCCCCGAUUCCCUCACAGUAUGGGUCACUUUCUCCUCCCAGGAUGAAACGGUUCUUCCAGCAAUCCACAAUAUCAUCCUGUUGACCGUCGGCGGAAACAACCUGUCUCUGGGUCCCAGCAAUUUAUUCUGCGACACCCCGUUGACCAUUAAACUGGAUGUGCAGGAGAAGGUGUACGGCGUGCAGUUUUACACCAUGGAGCAACAUUUGGAAAUCGACGCUACUUUGUUAACGUCCAAACCUGACUGUCCGCUCUGUGGAGAUUGUGAGCCAUUGCAUUUUCGGCUACUUCGGCAGCCACCAUUCAGCAACAAUAAAGAGGGCGUCAUGCUGAGCGACUCUACUAGAAGAUACACAGACAGGGACGUGGAGUAUGGUGGGAUUUACACCUAUCAGGUCCAGACCGUCUCCAGUCACAGUGAAAGUGAGCCGUCGCCUCCGUUCACACACCGCAUCGGAGCGCCGUACUGUGGAGACGGCUUUAUCCAAAGGUCUCUGGGUGAGGAAUGUGACGAUAUGAACGCUAUGAAUGGAGACGGUUGCUCCAGCCACUGUAAGAAGGAGCCGUUCUUCAACUGCAUUGAUGAACCCAGCAUGUGCUACUAUUAUGACGGCGACGGUGUGUGUGAAGACUUCGAGCGGGAGACCAGUGUGAAGGAUUGUGGUUUGUACACACCAAAUGGUUUUCUGGACCAGUGGGCCACCAUAGUGGAAGUGUCCCAUGAAGAGCGCCUGUAUUGCCCGGCUGACGUGGCUGCUGGAUAUCCUGCUAUUACUAAGACGUGCCAGUCUAAGGUGUUCGACUUGUCUGAUGGAGUGUCUCAAUAUGCCUGGUUUCCAUGUCGAGAGGCUCACAGUGUUCCCUGGUAUCCCCCGUAUUGGUUGAAGGCUUAUUUCUCUCAUCCUAUGGUUGCUGCUGCCGUUAUCAUCCAUUUGGCUGCAGAUGGAACCAGCUACAUGGACCAAACCCAGUGCAACAUCACAGUUCAGCUGAUCGACACCAAAGAGGCCAUCCACAGUUUAGGUGACUGGCGUUUGAGCUGCCGCACCAAUCCUCUGGUCAUCCCAGUGAGCCACGACUUGAGCAUGGCCUUCUACCACACCAAAGCCAUUCUCCUCAUGUUUCGCUCCGAAUUCGUGGCCAUUUCUGGGGUUGGCCUGCGCUCCUUUCAGUUCUUCGACCCGAUCACCAUCAGCGGCUGUCAGAGCAAUGAGAUAUACAACCCUAUGGGCCAGAGCUGUGUUCAUUACUCCUGUGAAGCCAUCGACUGUCAGGAGCCGCUGAUCCGAAACGCAGAAGUUGAAUGCAGUGACGGCGGAUACUUUAAUGGCGCUCGCUGUACUGUCGUCUGCAACUGCGGAUACGUCCUGCAGAUACACCGAGACGACGAUAUCAUCAAGAGCCAGACGGACUCGAGCGUGACCAUCACCUGCGCGGACAGGAAGUGGAAUAAGCAGGUUUCCUGUGAGCCGGUCGACUGUGGGCUCCCUGAUAAAUACCACGUUCACCCGGCAAUCUUUGAUUUCCCAGAAGGCACCACUUAUGGGAAGAAGAGCACGUUUCAGUGUAAAGAGCCCGCGCAGCUCGUGGGCACUAAUAACACUCUGACCUGUAUGGAGGACGGCCUGUGGUCCUUUCCGGAGGCAUUAUGUGAGCUCCGCUGUCCCGCUCCUCCUCCCGUCCCAAACGCCGUCCUGCAGACCAAACGCUGCAACGACACCGGACUCAAAGUAGGAACGCUCUGCAAAUACAAGUGCAAACCUGGAUACCACGUGGCCAACAAGCCAAAGAGGAGGGCGUUCAAGCGUCAGUGCACAGAGGACGGGCGCUGGCUGCAGGGCUCAUGUGAAGCCGUCACCUGUCCCGCUCCUCCGUCCGUCUAUUAUGGGAUGUAUCAGUGCACAGACGGCUUCAGGUUCGACAGCACCUGCUGGAUCGACUGCGACGGAGCCAAUCACACACUCACACAACCUCCACCAUGCAAACAGGGUGCGGGCUCUAAUGUGAUCCGCUGCAGAAAAGAUGGCAACUGGACUGGAAGUUUCCGCCUGUGUCCUCAACUGAAGGGCCAGUGCUCUCUACCUCAAAACCUGCAUCCCAGCAUCCGCGUCAGCUGCAAGAAGGGACACGGCAUAGGUGAAGAGUGCGAGUUGUCCUGCAGGGACAGCAAUAAUGAUGUGGUCAUUCUGCCGGGUAACAUGACCACCGGCAGCAUCAUGAGGCAUCACUGGAUGAACCCUCCCAAAGUCAAGCACAUAGUCUGCACCAUGGGCCUGAAGUGGUAUCCUCAUCCGGAGGUCCUGCACUGCAUAAAGGGAUGUGAGCCUUUCAUGGGUGAUAAUUACUGUGACGCCAUCAAUAACAGAGCCUACUGCAACUAUGAUGGAGGAGACUGCUGCCAUUCUACCGUCAAGACCAAGAAGGUGAUCCCGUUCCCCAUGUCUUGUGAUAUCCGAAGAGAGUGCGCUUGCCGGGACCCCAAUGCUUUGGAGAACCGAAAAGAUGAGCAUUUACACUCUCUUGGUUAAAGUGCUCCAACCACACACACACAUACACACACAUUUGUGCACAGACUGGGACAGGGUGAGAUAAAAAAAGUCCCAGAAUCGCUGCUUCUUCACAGUUGUACCUCUCCUCUUAUAACUCUUCAUCCUUUCCAAGUUCUACCUGCUAAAACCGUACGUCUGGAAAGAGAUCCCAAUGCCAUAACCCAAGAAAAGGACCAAAUCCGGCUUGUGUGCACCUUCAAAAAAAAUACACAGAAAUGAAAGAAAGCAUGCUCGCAAUUCAACCAGGAUCAAAACAAAAACGCAAGAGCUUUCGAUAAUGUUGGAUUUGACCAAAAACCUCUCUAAAGAAGAAGAACUUUCCACCAAAACACACUCUUUGAACUAUUUAUUGUAUGUUUUCAACCCCUGGAAGACUGAUUGAGUCUUGAAACGAGGCUGGAAUAGUGAUACGUUGGCAGAAAUCCUUCGAACGGCUGCACGCUCUUUAUGUUCUGUUUAUAACCUGAUUGUGAUCCGAUUCAAAUCGCACGCCGAUAGAUCUGUGCGUGAUCGUGGUGAAAAUGGACUGGCUUUGUUUUUAGCAUGGCGUGCUGCUGUUGUUGUCGCUGCUACGAUUGCUGCUAAUUAGUCAAACAACAGACAACAGGAAUCUGCAAGCCGUGAUUUUAGCGUGUCGUCAGUCUGCCUUAACACUUACCUCUGAUCAAUAGAACCGUCGAUAAACCUCCCGCUACAGUGCUGAAUGCAAAACACACACAGAUUCCUGAAUGUAGAGUAACACUUAAUAAUAUCUGCACACUAUGAACCAAUCAUUAAGCAUUAGGAAUAUAGCUAAUUCAUCAAUUUGUGAAGCAUUGAAGAUCUUUGCACACUUUUUUUUUUGUGUGUUCAUACGCGAAGGAAUUCGUUGAGUAAACAAACCGUGCACACCGAGUCUGAUGCAUAUUAUUAAUACAUAUUCUCUAAAGUAGAGACAGAAGAGGAACAGGCAACGUAUUGUGUUCAUCCAAUACUGCAUAGAGAGAAAGGAGAGUUCAGCUCAUUAUCAAAGAGCUCCGCUAUGAUUAUCCCCAAAUGUAACGUUUAUUUCAGGAAGUUGGUGGAAUUUUGAUGCAUUGCUUGUGAUACUUCUCACAUUCACGUAUGUACACAAAUCCUGAACAGAGACUGGCAGUACCUAUAGACAUUAUAAUAGAUGGCGAAUGCAUUAACGUGUCGAAGCAACAGACCGAAAGCCGACACACAAAGUGGACUAUUAUAAUGUCUAUGUGCAUCAGAUGUAUAGACACACACACACACACACACACACACCAAACAGAAGUGCGUCAGUCACUAAAUCCAGCAUAGAGGGCUUCAAAAUUGUCCGUCACAUUCUGUCAUUGAUUAUACACACUGUGUUUGAGUUAUCUGAAGCUCAAACGACGGCAUUCUGUAUUUAGUUAUUCAUGUGUAUAGUGGCUCUGAACUGGUAAAACACCUCUCGAAAAGGGCUUUUUUGGAUGUGGAAAGCUUUUUUUUAUGUUAGACGAAUGUUUUGGAGGCGGAUACAGAUCACACAAUGUGAUUUCGAAUUUAUUUUAUAAUGUGCGAAAAUUACGGAUGAAAAUUUCAGAUUCAGUGUGCAAUAACUUUAACUCUACGUUAUUAGAGAUUAGUAAGCAGUUUAUAAAUAGAGCUGCAAGUGCUGUCAUCUUGGCUUAUAAGCACAUGUACAGUGCCUCCGGAAAGUAUUGAUAGCGCUUCACUUUU
Molecule: messenger RNA, 7207 nt
Organism: Danio aesculapii
Lineage: Eukaryota; Metazoa; Chordata; Actinopteri; Cypriniformes; Danionidae
Gene: pappaa
Product: pregnancy-associated plasma protein A, pappalysin 1a
Exons: 23
Coding region: 587-5476 (1629 amino acids)
Molecular function (GO): protein binding; metallopeptidase activity
Source: RefSeq, a predicted model, not a curated record